AUGUUUUCCGUUACAUAUUUUCAGCUUAUUGCGUGUAGAACAGCAAAGUUUCCGCAAACGUUUUGCAGGUCACAAACGAGGAGUGACGAUGCAAAUAAUUCCGACAGCGAACGCGAGACGCGCGAUCACUCUCUUUGGACGAGUUUACAGGUGGACAAAAUUUGGUCGCGAGUGCACGACGCGUGCAAGAACGUCGUAAAGCUCGCUGCUACGACCGUCGGCCGUGUUGUGAGAGAUACACCUAAAUCGGAACGUUCGCAGAAAAGUCUCGUUGAAGUGGCUGACGCGACGCUCGUCGAAAGCUCGAUCUCGUGCGACGAAAUAUGCGGUGAAACGUGUCGUAAAAAUUUAAUGCGCUCAAAGACCGCGAAAAAAACGGAGGCGCAUCAGGAACGCACAAUCGGAGACGUGGGAAAAUAUCCUCGGAAUGCGGAAGCAGCGUGGCGGAAAAACUCGCGGAUCAUUGCGUCUUCUUCUCUGCGCCGCGAUACGCGAGAGCGCGCGUAUCGAAACGCCGAAAAGGAGAAGGACGAAGAGUCCUGUGUGAUAUGCAACGGUACGAUAUUAAUAUAGUGAUCAACUCUUUGCGCAUCAUACCUGUUGCUGACAAAAUCAUCGAAACUUGUGACUUACAUUUAACGAACAACACGCACUGGAUCAACUCGGGAAAUAUAUGUAACAUUUUUUUUUUAGAAAAAUUUUUUUAUAUAGAAAUAUAAUAACACAACAACGAAAUAUUCGUUUUUUUUUACAAUCUUUCACUGCUUUUCAAUUUUUCGAUUUUUCUGUCAUCUCUUUGUACGUGUAUCUCUCCGAAUACGUGAACCAUAAAUAUUGCGCCAUGAUAAAAAUGUAUUUUUUACUUUGGCUAAAUGAAACAAAAAAA
Molecule: messenger RNA, 886 nt
Organism: Monomorium pharaonis (pharaoh ant)
Lineage: Eukaryota; Metazoa; Arthropoda; Insecta; Hymenoptera; Formicidae
Exons: 2
Coding region: 1-573 (190 amino acids)
Source: RefSeq, a predicted model, not a curated record